Molecule: messenger RNA, 6913 nt
Organism: Dermacentor andersoni
Lineage: Eukaryota; Metazoa; Arthropoda; Arachnida; Ixodida; Ixodidae
Product: E3 ubiquitin-protein ligase UHRF1-like
Biological process (GO): negative regulation of gene expression via chromosomal CpG island methylation; protein ubiquitination
Molecular function (GO): ubiquitin protein ligase activity; protein binding
Source: RefSeq, a predicted model, not a curated record
CCCCUGUUGCUACGCCACUGCUCUCUCGGCUACAUUGGCAUCCACCACGACGUUUAUUUUCUCCGUGAUACUGGCAUAGUAAGGUAAAUGGAACGUUCAGGUGGAGCAGGUGGGACAGGUUCCCGAACGCGGAUACAAGUCCAAAAAGCAGGCGCAUCCGGCGCCAUGAGAAGGUAUCGACACCAUUCAAAAUCAAGUGAUCGCAGAAAACUGUCGAACUUUGUCAAAUAAUUCUUGCGUCCAUCACAUUCCCGCUUAUGUUCACGUCUUCAACCUGCCUCAACUACCUCAACCAUUGCCUCAACGUACUGAAAAAGCGAACACUCCAUUCAUAGGAGCGCCAGCAGCCCUUGUGUAUCCAUCCGAAGCCAGCGCGCCGGCGCGCAGCUUUUCCCGCCAAAUUGCCGAAACCUUCAAACGCAGCAGUCACUUUAGAAGUGAUCGUGCGUUGUCAGUGGGUCAGCACGCCCUAGCUCAGCUCGCACGAGAUUUGAGUUUUCCUCUUUCUUCAUCUAACAUUCAGGACCACUGUUACUCAAGUAAUUCAACGUAAAUUGUCUGUUUACGAGACCUGAGCUCGCAGGAGCAGUAUUUGCGACGAUGUGGAUCCAAGUGCGAACCAUGGACGGCGGUAAGUCGGUGCGCAUUGAUGGCCUCUCAAAGAUCACUAAGGUGGAAGAACUGCGGCUUCGUGUUCGCGAUGAAUUCGACGUCGAAACAGCGUUGCAGAGACUCUUCUAUCGAGGCAAACAGCUGGAAGAUGGCUAUACUUUAUUUGAUUAUGACGUUGGGUUGAAUGAUAUUAUUCAGCUGCUAGUCAGGGUUGUUCCAUCAGAUUCCACAAGCACAUCUUCUGCAAGCUCUUCGACUUCACUCAAAGAGAAUUUGAAGGAACCAAGCAAACCACCUGUUGGAUCUCCAUGCUUCAUGCAAAGCCUGUACUACAAGGUGGGCGAUCUGGUGGAUGCUCGAGAUUUGACAAAUGGAGCUUGGUUUGAAGCCAAAGUUGUCAAAAUUACCCAAGGUGAAUGCACGUCUACACCCCCAGACUCAGGGGAAGAAACUAAUGUGGUGAAUGGCUGCGAGAGAGCGAGCGUAUUGGAGGCUUCAAAACCAAAAACAUCAGAGUCGCAGCCUUUGCCUGCUUGUUCUGCAGCCAAUGAACCAUCUGUGGAAUUAAAAAGAGAAGAUCCAACAAAUGCUAUUGCAGACGAUGGCUUACUUUACCACGUUCAGUAUGAUGACUAUGAAGACGAAGUGGUUGCACUAAAUCUGAACUGUCUCCGGCCACGAGCCAAGAAGUUGAUCCCCUUUGUAGAUGUGAGCAUUGGUGAUAGACUCAUGGUCAAUUUCAAUGUCGAAGAGCCAUCCUCAUUGGGCUUUUGGUAUGACUGCCUGGUGACUUCCAAGAAGUCGACUCGCACCCAGAAAGAGCUGUGGGCCACCAUAUUUAUUGGGGCAUCAAAAACACCUUUGGAAAAUUGCCGUCUCAUGUUCUGUGAUGAACUUUUUGCCAUUGAGCCGCAUCCAGCUGUCAAUGCUGCAGACCGUCAAAAUUUUGAGCAGUCCCAUGUUAAACGUCGACGGCAGCCUGACUGCACACACUGUGGUGAUCGACCAGAGCGCCGCUGCCGCCACUGUGCUUGCUGUCGUUGUGGAAGUAAAAAGGAGCCUGAGCGGCAGUUGCUUUGUGACGAAUGUGACCGGGCUUUUCACUUGGGCUGCCUUGAGCCACCUUUAGAAGAACUGCCAGAGGAAGAGCACUGGUUCUGCCCAGACUGCAAGCAUGAUCCAACAGAGGUUGUUCAGCCUGGGGAAGCUUUGAAGGAGUCUCGGCGCAAGUCCCGGCUGCCCUCAAUUGUUGGUGAAGGCAAACGCGACUGGGGCCGUGGCAUGGCCUGUGUGGGACGUACGCGUGAGUGCACUUUGGUGCCGGCCAACCACUUCGGGGCCCUUCCUAAUGUGCCUGUUGGUUCUCUGUGGAAAUUCAGGCUUCAGGUGUCAGAAUCUGGCUGCCAUCGGCCACCAGUUGGAGGAAUACAUGGCAGGGAGUCAGAUGGGGCUUACUCUAUUGUUCUUUCAGGAGGCUAUGAGGACGACCAGGACGAUGGUGAGCAGUUCUUAUAUACUGGCAGUGGUGGCCGUGACCUGUCCGGAAACAAACGCACUGCAGAGCAGUCUUGUGACCAAAAGUUGACUCGCAUGAACAUGUCUCUUGCACGAAACUGUGCAGCACCAAUAAAUGCUAAAGAUGGUGCUGAAGCAAAAGACUGGCGAGAAGGCAAGCCUGUGCGAGUGAUCAGGAGCUUUAAAGGCCGAAAGCAUUCCAAGUAUUGUCCUGAAGAUGGCUACCGCUAUGAUGGAGUAUACAAGCUGGUGAAGUACUGGCCUGAAAAGGGAAAAUCCGGCUUCCUGGUCUGGCGCUACUUGCUUCGAAGAGAUGACAAGAGUCCUGCUCCUUGGACGGCAGCUGGCAAGCUAGCUGCUGAGAAACUGGGUCUUUGCAUGCAGUAUCCUGAAGGCUACCUGGAGUCUCAAGAUGGUGAGGCUAACAAUUCUGGCUCAGAAAAUGAUGCUACAGCUGCUAAAGGGAAAGGCAAACGAUCAAGAGCAAGCUCUGGUGAAGAUGCCGCUACUACUACAAAGAAGCGACGAGCCAGCAGUGGCCAGCUUGGAAGUUCCUGGGCACUGGAAGCAUCAGUGCGCAAGACAAUAGAAGCAGAUAAAUGCAACAAGCGGCUCUGGAGUGAAUGCUUGGAUGCGACAUCUAUGGGCCGAGUGGCUUUCCUAGAUCGCGUUCAGGCAGUGUUUACAUGUGUGUGCUGCCAAGAACUGGUCUGCCAUCCUGUGACAACACCCUGCAACCACAACCUGUGCCAGAGCUGUCUACAGAGAUCCUUCAAGGCUGAGGUGUUCAGCUGCCCAACAUGUCGCCAGGAACUGGGUAACACAUACACUCUUCUGGUCAACAAGUCCCUGCAGAAAACACUGCAGGCGCUUUUCCCAGGAUAUGAAAAUGGACGAUGAGUGGGCCUAUAUUAGGGCUGUACUUCUGCUGCCUGUGUUAUAUCGCUGACCUGUGCGAAGGGCGGUGGUAUCUAUGGUUAUAUUUACUGCUGUGACGUGCAUUUAGUGUAAAGCAACCUGAAGACCCAUGAAGAAAGCCAUCUUUAGUGUGGCAUGAAAUUAGUGUCAUCUUUGAAUGUGAUGGCUGGACCAGCUUGCUGUUUUUCACUGACUUUUAGCUGGUGUUUUUAGCUUGGUUUUGUGAAUGUUAAGAUCUUGCUUUUGGCAAAGACAGUGUUUUAUUGUCCCCUUGUUCUGUAUACAAAUUGGUUUUUGUUAACAUGGUACAUGUGUUGUUUCGGUAUUUUGUGUCUCUGGAUGCCUGUUUUAUACUCAGUGAAUGUUUGCUUGCUAAAGCCCUUUUGCCUUGGUUUGUGUUUUUGAUGGAUGGUAAAGUGAGAAAGCCACCAAAUUUGUUUUAUUGGCUAUUUUAUAGCAAGAAAUUCAGUGCAUAGAGAAAAGCCACUGAAAAGUGUCAGUUCAUGUUUGAAGUUUAUUGUUGACACUUAAUGGUGUUUGGCCUCAUACUUAAAUAACUGGCACUUAUGAAGUGGUGAUUGUAUUUUCUCUCUGAAGUAUCUACAAGUACAAAUUGAUGAACAGUGUGUUAGGAUAGCCACAUGUGCAUGCAUAUGUGAGUGGACUGCUCUGUGGGAUUGAGUCUUCAAAUUAUUUUUUUCUUUUUCCAUACUUCACAGUUUCACCAGAUUUAGACUACGAUGGUGACAUGCAUUCAUUCAUGUUAAUGCUACUUAUAAUCUGGGGAAAUGCUAAGUUUGCCUUUCCAUUUUUGUUUUGUGACAUGGCAUAACAAGUAGCAAGCAACGUUGCACUGGAGCAAGAAAAUUACAGCUUUUGUGUAUUUAAUAGUGUGGAAAUAUUUGAAAUUGAGCUUAACUUUUUAACCAUAAAUAAAGCUUUUACAUUGGAUGUCAUGCUGAAUUACCAGUAACAACCAAAAAUCAGUUCAGGUAGCGUAUAACCAGAUGGUUGCUUUGUGUAAAUCACCACUAUGAGUUAUUAUGAAAUUGUGCUAUAGCAAAUGAAAAAAGAAGGCUGCUAGUUCAUGGUGAUGCACAAGGCCUAAUCAGUAGUAAAUUUUUUUUAUGAUCCUCCAACAGAAGAAUAUAAUACACUUUUGGUGUAUGCAACAAGAUUAUGCAACAGUAGCAUAAUCAUGUCAUUGGUGUUGAACCAAGCAUGUUGCCAUUGCUAUAGCAGAAUAUUUAGCUAGAAAGACUGAAGGCUUCAGCUAAGCAGUGUUUGCUGUGCUGAUUCUGCAAGAUGAAUCAUGGCAUGCAGUCGUAAAGCUCAGUUUGUGAAUCAAGGUAAUGCGAGUUGGCAUGUUUACAUUGUUUUAAUUAUUGAGGUUUAAGCUGCUGAAGGUUUGUGUAACAGUACUCUCUUUUGCAUUCUUUAUAUGCUUAGGUGCGCCAUAAAAUAUGACUGACAUGAAAUUAAACAAAGUGUUUGACAAUGGGCUGCAUUUUGGUUGCCCCAAUAUCGACCACAAUAUUCCUGACUACAUGAAAAAUAAAUUCUUCUCACUUUUUUUUUGUCAUCAAGUUUGGUUCUGGCUCCUGGUCACAAAAAAUGUGUUGCACUGUGGCAUAUAAAGAAAUUCGGAGGUUCAUAACAGGUGACACAAAGCUGCUUCAUUGUCAUUGUGUCUUCAGUGUGCACGUAUAUGCAUGUUAUGGAUGCACUAUAUAUUUAUGACUCUUAAUUUUGUGUUCUUUCUGUAUUUUUUUUAAUUAUGGGGGCUAAAAAUCGUAUCAUUUUUAUAGUCAAUAUUCAGGAGGAAAUUGGGGCUUUUCUUAGAAGCCAUUCCAUAGCGCUAGUUUGCUGAGGCAAUUUUACCAAGGAAAAUAACCAGUGAUAAAGAGUACUUUUCUAUGUAUUUCCACAAUGCUUUCCAACUCAUAUAUUUCAUUACCCACUUUGUUUUAGUCAUGUAUGUACAUAAUCACCACUCAAAACGUCAUCCAGCAAUAACUUCAGAGGUCUGUCUGAAAUUGUACCAGGAUUGCUGUCAUUUUUUAUACCUUAAAGGGACACUAAAGGUUAAUAUUAAGUCAACGUGGACCGUUGAAGUACCAUCCCAGAAACCUCGAAACGCUUGUUUCAUGCGAAGAAGAGAAUCUUAAGAGGACAUGCGUUCUGAAGUGUCCGCGUACCUCUAGCGCAGUUCAAAUUUCCCGCCCUCCGAUCGAGGGGUGGUGACGUCAUGGUCUUAUAGUGACGUUGCGCCGUCGGUGAGUAAAACGGCGCCCGCAGAUGGCGCUACGGCUUUUCUGCGCAAAACGCAAACGCGCGGCCAGAAACAGAGCCAAGACAGCCGACAGCAGCGCGAAAGCGGAACUAUGGUGGCUAACGGAAGGGAAAGCGCGCGACGAUAAGCUGGUUCUUUAUUUUACGACGCCAACUUUGACGCUCGUUGCAAUGGACGACCGUGACAACGACACAUUGGCUCGCGAUGCUGGGCUCUACUUCAGCGAUUUAAGCACUGAUGAACGCGACCUGCUCCUGCGGGCUCGCGCUGCCGGCGUCGUUGCGUACUACUACGACGACAGCUGUAUGUCAUGGCUGUACAUAUUCGCACAUUUGUAGCUUUUCCUUCGCGAAAACCAAAUGCCGCGCUCACCACCCCGUCUUCGACCGGCAGUUCUUGCGCUUCGGAGAAUGCAGGCAAGAGCGACGGAACAGCGCUACGGGAAAGCAUUGCUUUGAAAGGCACUCCACACGACUUCAGUAAGUCGGCGCUGAACUCGUAAUCCUCUGGACGACAGUGCAGCGAGCACACUAUGCGAUUUUACGGCUCUUUGCCAACGCGCUGUGGCAGAGGUACGGCACUUAACCACUUAGAACGGAGAGGUUCACUCGUUAGCACAACGUUGGAUUCGCCGCUGCAACUGCCCUUGGCCAAGUUCCGCGGACCGUUCGCGCAUCCCACGACAUGACAUAGACGUGGCAUUCUCGCUGCUUGUUCCAAAUGCAAGUUUCACGAGCCAGCAGAACCACCGCAGCACGACGCGAUAACGAAAAAAAACUCCAAAGCGCGUGCGGCGCUGAGUCGAGCGCGCAGAGUCGAGCGAAAACGAAACCUUUCGAUCACCCACACUACUCAAGGGUAACGUCAAAAUGUUAUUUUUUCUUAGAAUCGAAUAGAAGUAGACAAGCAGCAUUUUCUUCAGUCUUUCAAUCUAAUGAAAUUAUCUUUUUUAAUACGAGUAGUUGAGUACUAGUGACAUAAAUUAUGAUGAGGAGUGCCUUCGUCAUCGGGCUAGUACCGAAAUGUCGCUGGGGGGUCUCGGAUCGUGCCAUGCAUUUACCUCAAUUUCUCGGUUACUAAAGCUCUGUUCACGAUUAUAUUGACCCCUUAGACGUUCUGGAGCAUUGCUUUAUUACUUUAACUUUACUUCAUAGUAACGUUCAGUGUCCCUUUAAGCUGAUUUUCUUGUGCUUAUUAGGCCCAUGGCAUGCAGCCAUAUUUCAACAGCUAUUAAUUUGAUCACCUUGAAGAGCCCUAAACUCUUGUCAAACUAAAGGAAUUCUGUUGCUGCUGCACAGCAAAUCCAGUGGUGAUUGACAUGUUCCACUGUUAUAGCAGCAAGUACUGUAAAACCACCAUCCACAACAACAGAUGUGCACUCCUGAAGGCUUCUAGGUAGCGAAAUUAUGGUAGUAGUAAAAAGCCACAUGUUUAUUGAUGCAAAAAUUUUUUUAAUGCUUACUAAAUUAUUAUUAGGAUUUGUCAUGUUAUCAGCGCUCUUAUGCAUUUUUCACAGGCUAAGGGCUCAGAAUUGUUUUAAGAGACAUUAAAAAUCAUUUUAUGUAUUUUUCAUUA